AUUGCGCCGGAAACGCCUUCCGACAGUUAGCCCAUCGGUAGGCGUUCUCGAUUUGUCUGCUUUAACCUUCACAGUUCGCGCCCGUUUAGCAUACUGCGCUUUGUUCGACGAGUGUGAGCGUGUCCGUCGUAAUUGAAUGGUGCGUUCGCGAAGCUCAGCAAUGACGGAUAGAGAAAUCGUGUCUACCAGCGUGUCGGCGAUCGAGGCGAAAAUCAUCAAGCAGGUGGAGUACUAUUUUGGCGAUUUCAACUUGUCUCGCGAUAAGUUCCUGCAGGGCAAGAUCAAGCUGGACGACGGCUGGGUGGCGAUUAAAGUCCUGCUGGCAUUCAACAGGCUCAAGCGCCUCGCCUAUGAGGAAAACGUCGUGGUUCAGGCACUUAGGAAAUCUACCAGCCAGCUCUUGGAGAUCAACGACGACGGAACCAAAGUUCGUCGCAGUCCCUCCAAGCCGGUGCCCGAAAGCAGCGAGGAACUCAAAAAGGAGUUGGACGAACGGAGUGUAUUCGUCAGGGGCUUUCCGCCCACCGCCACCAUCGAUGAUCUGCUGGAAUUUUUCGGCCAGUUUGGUCACUGCGUCAGCGUCUUCAUGAGGCGCUACCGCAAGACGCGUGCGUUCAGAGGCUCCGUGUUUGCCACCUUCUCGACGAAAGAAGAAGCCAACGCGUUCCUGGCGCAGGAGAGCGUCAAGUUCGACGACCAGGAGCUGCCGCGGUUCAUCAAGCAAGGACGCCAAGCAAGGCAGGACGAGAAGGCCAAGAACAAGGCCGCCGAGGUGGAAGCUGAAGGCGGCUACCCUGAGGAACCGGACAUCGUGCUCGGUUGCCUGCUGCGCAUCAAAGGACUCGGCGCGGAGACCACGUGGGACAGCCUGAGGCAAGCCAUAGAGCCGUUCGCUGAAGUUGCUUUCGUAGAUUAUCCGAGGGGCCAAUCCGAAGCGGUGCUCCGUUUCGUCAAGGAAGGCUCAGCGCAAGCCGUCUUGGCCAAGCUAGACGCUCAGGGCGAAGGCCUGAACAUCGAUGGUAACAACGUCACAGCCGACGCCCUCGAAGGAGACGAGGAAGUCGAGUACUGGAAGAAAGUGGCGGCGGCCAAGCUAGACAAGAGGAACCGCUUCAACAGGCGGCGUCGAGGUCGCGCCCAGGACGGCAAAAGGCGUGACCGGUGCAAGAAGCGUGCCGCGGAAGAGGAUGUUGAUUAAAAUAAAUACAUCUGUUGAUCCAAA
Dermacentor andersoni is the source of this 1222-nucleotide messenger RNA. RefSeq names its product la protein homolog. Lineage: Eukaryota; Metazoa; Arthropoda; Arachnida; Ixodida; Ixodidae. Gene Ontology annotation, cellular component: nucleus; cytosol; cytoplasmic stress granule. Gene Ontology annotation, biological process: positive regulation of translation; RNA processing. The record is from RefSeq and is a predicted model, not a curated record. Gene Ontology annotation, molecular function: RNA binding.